GAAAUAUGCCAUGGCCGAAUGCAACAUAGCAGUGCGGCAGUUCAGUCAAGCCCUAACCCUGCUAGAAUCCAUUCCACAACGUCAUCGCACGCCAAAAGUCAACAUGGGGCUUGGACGACUUUAUCAACAAGCAGGCAUGGAGAGGCCCGCAAUUACAGCAUAUAAGGAAGUCCUAAAGGAGGGUGAAGUGGAGGAAAGUGAUCUAGAGGCUGUUUGGUCAGAUGUGGACUUCUCCUUCAGUGGGCAGUGACAAGGCAUUCGUUCCGGGUACCCCAGUGUGACCAACAUCAUGACAUUGCUAAUUGUGACUCAAACUUAAUCACAGAUUUGUUAAUGUCCACAUUCUGUACAGCAUGAAUAUCCUAGUAAAAUAUUACACUAGGAAGGAUAUAUUCUUUAUGUGAUGCUGAUUUUUAAUCAAAUUUGGAUGCUAUAAUGUAUUUAUAUGUAAUAUUGCAUGCAGGGGAAUACUAAUAAUUUAUACUGGAAUGUUGCAGGCCUCUGAUAUUUUGUGUUUUGAGUGGUACAGGCCUUUAAAUCUUUGUAAUGGAUACAGGCUUCAUUUUUAGAAACAGAAAGAAUAUUGAAGGAGGGCUGCACCCCCUCUUGCUACACCCCUGAUUGUACAAUAUGGUUUAAAUUAGAUAUUUGUUACUUAAGAUGUUACGAGGGUAGUCUGUUGUGUAUAAUGUAGUUGGAUGUACAAGUAUGAACGGAAGUGCUCAUUACUACAUAAUAGUUUGUCGUUUUAAUUAACGUAAUUUGAUUAGUGAAGGACAAAUGCUGCCAUAUGAUAUUAAGGCUGGUAGUUGACUUCCACUUAUCUAGUCACUGUAUACACACAAGGUCUUCAGAAAUACCACAUAAAUGUAAACAGCUUCAUGUGAUGAUAUACCGUAUCUAUUAAAUAAUGAAAUGUUCAUAUUUCAAAUGUGACCGUAAAUCACAUUUCAUGGUGUUGUGGCUUCUAAUAACGAAUAAGGAGUGGUAAAUCCGAGAACCAGAUUUUGUUUGUGUAUGUUUAAGUAUUUCUAUCAACUGUACACACACUUGGCAAGCAAAGGAAUUUCUUUCUGUAUUGAUACUAAUGUUAUUCAUUUAAUGGCAGUAACUUUAUAGUAUCAUUUUUUCGCACCACAUAAAGAUGUAUUUUGGGAAAUUAUAGGUCUUAUAAUUUAUUUUUGGUAUCAAUGUUUUUUAUUAUCUAAAUCUUAUGAGUAUAUAGUUUAUGACUAUAUAUGUUUAUAGGCAAAUAAACCUUUGUUGCAGUAAAUAAGUAUAUGUUGGUGAUAUUUAUGAAAGGCCAUUUCCUUUUUCUCUCUUUAAAAUAUAUAUGUAUAUAUGGUUUCAAGCAUCAUCUCAGAAAGUCAUAUUUUACAAGCAUAGAAGUGACCAAGAAACCCAAUUAUUAAGUUUAUUAUUUAUAGGCUGUUUAGAAAAUGCUGUUUACAUGUCUUUAUGUUGAUAAUACUACCACCAAUGUACAGUGAGUUGUUAAUGAAUUACAUUAUUGACCUAACUUUAACUUGAUUUAGAUUUGUGCUCUCACUGAUGAAAAAGAAAAGCUAUCAUUUUAUGCAUUACUGUUAGUGUACUUUUUUCUUCUUUCUGUUCUAUUGUGUUAUUAUUAUUGCUCUUAUUGUUAUUUUUGUUAUUGUUAUUAUUAAUCUUGUGUUAUUAUUAUUAUUGAUAUUAUUAGUGUUAUUAAUAUUUUUA
Messenger RNA from Penaeus vannamei (Pacific white shrimp), 1716 nucleotides. Lineage: Eukaryota; Metazoa; Arthropoda; Malacostraca; Decapoda; Penaeidae. The record is from RefSeq and is a predicted model, not a curated record.